GGAGGAGGUUGAGUGGCGUACUGUUUCGGCAUUGGUGGCCCAGAUUCGUGCUAAGGUGCUGGAGAAAACAGGAAUGUCUUGCAGUGCAGGCAUUGGGCCGAAUUUUUCGAUGGCCAAAAUGGCUAGCAAUGUGAACAAACCGAAUGGGCAAUUCUGUUCUUGCCUUUUUAACGAUGUGGCGAAGAAUUUAUUGGCUUCCUCGGGGGCAUCAUCCCAAAGCAGCUCGAAUUGGCACAUGCGGCGCUUCCUUAGCAGCAAGGCACAAGAGAGUGAAAAAUUCUUCAAGGUCGAUCACUUCGACGACCGGGAAGGGAUCGGAAAGGGAGAAAAUACCACGGUCAACAUGUUGCGGACCGGGGGUCAUACCUCUAUUUCCGAGCAAGAAAGAGGAACUAAUGCCAGCAUGGCCAAAACGGGUGCCUCUUUUAAAACGCCAGAGGCGUUUGCGGAGAAACUGCGGCAGGAAUAUACUCCUGCCGGCGUGGCGAAAAGUGUGUGGCUCUUGACACUGCCUGCAAGGGCAUGGCCUGGCGUAGGACCGGUUGCGACGCGGCUUUUGGAGCGCUAUCGCAUUCAAACAAUCGGGGACGUGCACGCGCAUCGUGGCAUGCUUUGGCGUCUCUUCUCACCUGCCAUUGCGCAGUUGCUAGUGCUAGCUGCUUCAGGUCUCGAGAAGCGCAAGAAUACUGGACCGGGAGGCACAGGUGGCCGCAAUUUCUCAGCUUCAACCGCUGCUUUGGGAGCAAGCAACAAGGAUCAGCCUUACAAUCCAUUCGCAGAGGUUUCGGUUGGUGGGAUCAAUUUAGCGAACACGGCGCGCCACAAGCAGUCGCUUAGCCAAGAGCGAUCCUUCGGGCGCGAGGUGUCUGAUCUGGCCACUGUGCAGCAGCGGGUGAAGCAGUUGAGUGCCCGUGUGGCCGAAGAACUCCGAGACGCAAAGCUCGUUGGUCGCACGGUGACUUUGCGACUCAAACGUGCAAAGACCUUCGACUACAAGGCCUGGUCACAGCCUAUGGUUGCGCCACUCGCUUCUACAACUCAGCAUGGUGGCAACACUGGAAAUAAGAGUGGCACUUCUACGGCCACGUCUUCCAAUCUGUCCUCUCUGUAUUCAGGAGCUUGUGCACAAAUAAAUGAGGCAGCAAAUGCGAUACUGCUAAAGAGUGCGUGGCCAACCUGCCCUCAUGGGGUGUGGCUUGUGGGAGUCACGGUGUCGAAUUGUCGCCUUGUGGCGGACCUUGCGAUUGAGGAAGAGGCAGCGCGGCCUAAGCAGAUUCAGCCUAGUAUCAAAGACAUCUUUGGCAUCACUGCAAAUAGCAAAAAAGAGCCUGUUGUUCAGACUCCAAGAAAAAACAAUGGUAAAGAACAGCAAGUGAUUGUGCUGGAUGACAGUGACGAGGAGGAGAAACCUAGUCCUGCUCCCACGUCAUCUGGUGAGGAAGGACGACGAGAGAAAACAAGCAUAGCUCUCGAGAAAGAUGUCGUUUCAGGUGCACGGCCAACUGGUGAGUCACCUAUGAUCAAUAGAGAAGGCUCAGAUGAAGUACGCGACGACAGCAUGCAAAAGGUGGGAGAGCAAGACGAGAACGCGGAUUUCGCAGAGUCACGGGAGGAGCUCGGUCGGGGUAACUCGUCUCUCUGUUCUCGGCUCUGGCAAUUAGAUUCCGACGACGAGGAGGAACUCAAAAAGAGGACCGGAGCGGAUCAAAGCACGGCAGAACGCGGGACACCGUACAUAAGCGGGGCCAAAGCUACUUUUGCUAGUUCGUUUGAUCUACAAGCUUUUGUGAAAACUAUUAUUGAUUUCAGACGUAGAACAGGGAAAUCUCCUGGGGCUGAGGAGAAGAGGGCCGCGUCUGAGACCAACGCGUCCUCAAGAGCAGCAUAUAUAAGGGAAAACCCGGCGACAGCAAAUGUUGAGGGGAAUGAACUCAAAAAGCAUCGGACAGACCAUGACCUUGAUGAGGAAGUAUGCGAGUUUGAACAUGACGAUAGCGCUUUUGGCGGCGAACUUGUCAGUGGUUUCGACUGCGAUGAUCUAUUUUGAUUGUUGCAGAUCCUUCGCUCAAUGGAUGACAGACACACAGUAAUCAAC
Messenger RNA from Amoebophrya sp. A25, 2095 nucleotides. The record is from the annotation of a GenBank genome assembly. NCBI's taxonomy places the organism in Eukaryota, Dinophyceae, Syndiniales, Amoebophryaceae.